Nematolebias whitei (Rio pearlfish) is the source of this 1165-nucleotide messenger RNA. Its product is annotated as TBC1 domain family member 10A. The coding region runs from base 1 to 1044 and encodes 347 amino acids. The record is from RefSeq and is a predicted model, not a curated record. Lineage: Eukaryota; Metazoa; Chordata; Actinopteri; Cyprinodontiformes; Rivulidae. The transcript is spliced from 6 exons.
AUGACUCUGGAGAGUCUUCUUGUGUAUUUUGGCUACGGGAUCUGGCACAGUAAGGAGGGACUGCGGGAGCUGCAGCCCAAAGACAUGGCCGCCCGCUACGUGGUCCUGCCCAGUGGCAGCCUGGUGGAAACGGUGCAGAACGUUCAGCCCGAUGAUCAAGAUGCUUUCUGGGGGUUGGUCCAGAUCUGUGAGAAGUAUCUUCCUGGUUACUACAGUCCUGGCCUGGAAGCUAUACAGUUAGACGGAGAGAUUCUGUUUGCUCUGCUGCGACGCGUCUCCCCGCCAGCCUUCCGGCAUCUAGAGAAACACAAGAUCGACCCCAUCCUCUACAUGACUGAAUGGUUUAUGUGUGCCUUCUCCAGAACUCUGCCUUGGGCCUCUGUGCUGCGUGUCUGGGACAUGUUCCUCUGCGACGGAGUCAAAAUUAUCUUUCGUGUGGGUUUGGUGCUGCUGAGGUACACGCUGGGAACUCGUGAGAAACUGAAGAACUGCCAGGGCCUGUAUGAGACAAUGGAGCUUCUUCGGGCCAUAGAUCCUCGAUGCAUGCAGGAGGGCUUCCUUGUCCGAGAGAUUCUUGAAAUCCCAGUCACAGCGCGAGACGUAGAGAGAGAGCACCACUCCCAGCUCAAACGCUGGAGGAAGAACCGCGGAGAGCUGAACUUCAGACCGCCGCCGAGGAUGCACGGCGCUCGCCUCGUCAUGUUGGCCGAGCCCCCGCGGCGCCAGGACCUGCAGCAGAACCCCACGAUCGUGAUCGAGGAGACGCAGCCUCCACAGCAGCUGAAGAAGAACAAGGAGGAGAGGAAGAGCAAGAAGAAGAGCGUGAGGAAAUCCAUGCCCAUCAAGGAGAUCCCUAACCCGUACCCUCUCCCCACUGACCCUCGUCCUCCUCCCUCUCCUUCUCCACCACCUUCAAAUCCAGCUGACACAGACUCACCUCAUCAGCAGGAAGUGCCUCCUACAGACAUCCCUGCUGCACAAAUAUCUGGUCUCCAGAGAUCCUCACAAAGCCUUAGCAGCACAGACCAGGAUACAUACCUGUAGCUCUGAAGCUGUGCAUGAGAGAGUGUGAGUGUGUGUGAGGAUGACGCACCAGCAUGCUACAGUCAGCAACCAACCAGCCUUGCCAAAGUCUCUUGACUGGCCAGCAUCCUUAUUAUUAUUA